Messenger RNA from Scheffersomyces stipitis CBS 6054, 2859 nucleotides. RefSeq names its product tethering complex subunit (gene VPS16). Lineage: Eukaryota; Fungi; Ascomycota; Pichiomycetes; Serinales; Debaryomycetaceae. Gene Ontology annotation, cellular component: lysosomal membrane; endosome; cytoplasm. The record is from RefSeq and is a predicted model, not a curated record. Gene Ontology annotation, biological process: intracellular protein transport; vacuole fusion, non-autophagic; endosomal transport. Bases 1 to 2817 code for a protein of 938 amino acids. The transcript has a single exon. Gene Ontology annotation, molecular function: actin binding.
AUGCCAUCUUCUCCCUCGCUCGGGUGGCAGAAGCUCCAGAACGUGUACUAUAGCAUCCGGCCCUGCUACGAUGGCUUGAGCUGGUCAAUUGAUAACCUCUAUUCCAACUUCAAGGUAGCGAUUUCCACCAGAGCCACUAUACUAGCAUUAUCUUCCAAAUUCGUGGCCCAUCCCAACAUUAUUGACGUCUACUCUAUCAGCGGAAACAAGCUCUGGUCAAUUGCUUACAACAGCCGGCCCGAGGAUCACAUUGUAGACUAUGUGUUUCGUAACGAAGACUUGUGUCUUGUCUUGAGCAAUGGCAGAUUCAGAUAUUACAACAACUUCAAGGGCAACUUCAUUGAGUACUCGUAUAUUAAAGAUUUGGUUAUUCUCGACAAUGUGGGCUCCACCUUCAAUCUGGAAGCCUCUGAUGUCGGUGUCCAUGGCUCCGAUGUGGCCCGGCUGUAUCUCAUCACCAACUUGGAGAAUAACGAAAGUGAAGAAAUCAUCAAGGUUCUAGAAGUCAAAACCUGGAAACAAUAUUUGAUUGUCAGAUUGACUAGUAAGAUUAUUCUCACGAAUUUGGACACCUUGACCAAUUAUGAGAUCCCAUUAAAUACUGUAGACCCCCUUAAGAUCCAUGGGUUUUCAGUUGUGGAUGGCCCCGAUAGCUCUUUAGUAUUGCUCACCAGUUAUGAAUCGACCAUUCUCACAUUUAAGGUAGACCUAGGUUUGACCAGUUACGAGCUCAAUGACGAGGGUCUCACUGAGGGCCCCUUCACAAGCAUACGAGCCUCAUCCAACGGCCAAUUGAUCUCGUUGUACAAUGUAAAAAGUUCCAAGAUAUAUGUGAUAAGCAACACAUUCGACCAGGUACUCUUGGAGUACGGUACCAGCAACGAAUCAAGCUCACCGUACCAGAUAGAAUGGUGUGGAAACGAUGCCAUCAUAUUGUCCUUCAAAGAUGAAAUCAAGUUGAUUGGUCCAGACCAACAAUCAAUUUCUUUCUUCUACGAUAUUGUUGAUGAAGAAGAGUUUGAUUUGGACCAGCUUCUUCGUCCUGGCCUAGAUGACCUCUCCUUCACAAUUCCUAUUCUCAAAUCUGAGCCUGAUGGCCUCAAAAUUUUCACCACCAAUAAAGUUGAAUUCCUUAGUAGAGUUCCACAAUGUAGUAUAAAUCUCUAUCAAAUAGGGUCAGCUCAUCCCAGCAGCAUACUUCUUGAUUGUAUAGAUAAACUCAAUCAUCAUUCUUCGAAAGCAGAUACAAGCAUAUCACUCUUGAAGUCAGAUGGUACCCUCUACGCUGCCAUGAGUGAGUGUUUGGAAGUAGCCCAGGAUGAGUUCGUACCAGUUUGGCAAAAGAAAAUCCUUCGAGCUGUCUCUUUUGGCAAGGCUUACUUUGAUGGAUAUUAUAAUGCCGAUGAGUUUCUCUCGGUUUUGAAUAACAUCAAGGUCUUGAACCAAUUGCGAUCUCCGGAGUUGGGGAUCUUUUUGACUUACCAAGAAGUCGUUCAGGCUGGGUGGAAAGAGAUUAUAACCAUGUUGUUGAAGCGAGACCAGUAUCUUCUUGCGUUGAGGAUAAUUGAAUUGUUGAAAUUAGACAACUACAAGGAAUUUGUCUACUCUGACUGGUGUUGUUCCAAAAUUCGUAAGGAGCUCAACAUGUCGGAUAUCGAUUUGUUCAAAAUCGUAGCAAAGAAACUCAUAUCGCUUACCGAUGAUAACAGAAACUACAUUUCUGUUCAAGCUAUUUCUGAGGUAGCUCAUGAGGAGGGAAGAAUCAAUCUUUGUAAAUUGUUGGUGAAUUUAGAACCCUCGAUUGAGAAGAAGAUCCAACAGUUCUUACAAUUUGAAGAAGUUGAACUUGCCUUGCUCAAGGCUUUUCAAACUGGCGACUAUGAUAUAGCUAAGAUCAUAUUGUUGCAUUUGCGGGACACUCUUUCCAUUUCCCAAUUUUUCAGGGUGUUAAAUCAGAACGAACAAACAGAAUCCAUCACCGAUCUUUCGACUGAAGAACUAAACAAAUUGGAUAUCACCAUUCCGUCAGAGAAGCUUUCCAUCAGUGGUGACUUGAUUGGGAAUUUCUGGGUUAACUCUGCUGGCAAGUUCGAUUCUAAGAUGCUUUCAACCUAUUACAAACAAGAAGACAAAAAUAAUGAACUCAAUACGUUUAAAUUGAAAGUUUAUUUGAGUGGAAACAAAGAUUCUCAAGCUGACGAAUAUUACGAAAACUAUAAAGCCAAGUUGCAGAAGUCCUUGAGUACCAGUAAUACCAAGAGGGUCAAUCGCUUGUUUCAAAGAGAACUCGAAGUUUUGGAAUUGCAAAAGAAGCUCGGAGAAAUCUACCUCACACAGUUCUAUGGCGAAAGGUCUUUGAAUUCCAUCUUGGUCAGACUUAUUAAAUUGAACCAACUUAAAAUGGCAUCGAAAGUAGUGAAGGACUUCAAGAUUACCCAGGAGAAGUACUGGUAUUUGGUGUUGAAUACCUAUUCACAAUUGAAAGAAUUUGAUCGAUUAUACGAAUUUGCAGUGGGAAUGGAUCAGGCUGAUAGCAGUAGCCUAAGGUCUCCCAUUGGGUUUGAGCCAUUCGUGGAUGCCUCGUUUGCUAAUGGUGCCCCUAAAGAUCAUAUCUCUACGUAUAUCCGAAACUCCAAUCUCAAGUACACUGACAAGGUGAAGAACUAUCUCAAGAAUGGGGAUUUGAAAUCGGCGGCACAAGAAGGUUUCAAAAACAAGGACAUUGAUGUCUUGAGAAGUUUGCUAGAAGCAACCUCCGAUACAGAUGAAGAAACGAACAAGGUCAUUAAGUCGUAUAUUACAAAACUCGGUUACUAGGUUUUAUAGUUUAUACUUAUAAUACAAUAGGAUAAUUCCAGC